This is a messenger RNA of Dufourea novaeangliae, 1087 nucleotides long. RefSeq names its product pancreatic lipase-related protein 2-like. NCBI's taxonomy places the organism in Eukaryota, Metazoa, Arthropoda, Insecta, Hymenoptera, Halictidae. Gene Ontology annotation, biological process: lipid metabolic process. The record is from RefSeq and is a predicted model, not a curated record. Gene Ontology annotation, molecular function: lipase activity. The transcript has 7 exons. Bases 52 to 1023 code for a protein of 323 amino acids.
AAGACCUGUGAAUCUGUGACACCGAUUGAUCUCCAGUGAAAAACAGCAAUAAUGGUGGCUCCGGCGUCGUUGGCGUUGUUGUAUCCCACCCUGCUCACCGCGAUGAUGCAGGCCAAUUACACCGUUUUUCCGGACGAGGAUGGUGUGGCAUAUUUAAUUAAACUCGACGACAAACCACUGACUUUGGAAGAAAUUAGUACUUUGUCUGAUGACGUGAACUCUGUCACUUUCACGCUGUUCACACGACGAAACCCAAUAACAGGACAACUCUUAAUACCAAACGACAUCGCCAGCGUUUCAAAGAGCAACUGGAACGCCAACAGGCCAACGAUCAUCGUCGCUCAUGGCUGGAAGAGUGCUGGUGACAAACCAGCAUGCACUCUGGUUCGCGAUGCUUUCCUAAGAGCCACGGACUGCAAUGUGAUCAUCGUUGACUGGAGCAGCAUAGCCAAAAACUUGAUCUACUCGAAGGUCGCGAAGAGCGUGCCAACAGUGGCGGAGGGAGUCGCGAGAUUCGUAAAUUUCCUACGAGUGAGGUCGGAUCUGAGACCGUCCGCUUUGAAAAUGAUCGGACACUCGCUUGGUGCCCAUGUCGCAAGCUUAGCAGCGAAAAUUGUGUCGCAGUCCAGCCAAGUGUCGGAAGUUGUAGCUCUCGACCCAGCCAAGCCAAUGUUCGAAAGCAAAGGGCCCGAUGACCGAGUGGAUCGUUCCCACGCAAGAAAUGUCCAAGUUGUUCACACCUGCGCCGGUUUGUUGGGCAUGGACAGUGCUGUUGGAACGUCUGACUUUUAUGCCAACGGGGGAAGCAGUCAACCAGGAUGUUCUAGUGAUUUGCUUGGUUCCUGCGCACACGGACGCAGCUACGAAUAUUUCAGCGAAUCUGUCACAAAUCCUAGAGGCUUCCCAGGAAAGUCAAAGAAUGGUGGUGCAAUGGCAUAUAUGGGUGGUAUCCAACUUGACGGAGGAGCUCGAGGCGCUUAUGACUUUAAAACUGCAGGUCAACCACCUUAUGCUAUUCACUAACAGUAUUAUUUUCUUUCAGUACGAUGUACAUACAUAAUCCUUUUUUACAAUAAAUUGUUACAUA